GUGACGUGGACACUAUUGCAAUUCAAAUUUUCAACAAAUUACCAACACAUCUAACCGGUAUUGUCGGCAUAACUAGUAAUCUGUGGUCGGCAUCGCGACGACAAAUCAUUACUCAUCAGUGUUAGAUAAAGUUUCAAAAUAUCGAGAAAUAGAAAGAAACUUAUAAUCAUGGGAUUUCUGCUGACUACGUUUGGUAUCCUCCUUUGUGUUUUCUCUGCCUGGAGCGAAGAAGCACCAAAAGGGCCUAAAGUAACCCACAAGGUAAAUUUUGACAUUACCAUUGGCAGAGAGCCAGCAGGCACUAUUGUCAUUGGUCUCUUCGGUAAAACAGUACCCAAGACGGUAGACAACUUCUUCCAACUAGCUCAAAAGCCCGAAGGUGAAGGUUAUAAGGGCAGCAAAUUCCACCGAGUCAUUGACAACUUCAUGAUUCAAGGAGGUGAUUUCACCAAAGGCGAUGGAACUGGAGGUCGCAGCAUCUAUGGUGAGCGUUUUGAAGAUGAGAACUUUAAGCUCCGCCACUAUGGAGCUGGCUGGCUGUCCAUGGCUAAUGCUGGAAAGGACACCAACGGAUCUCAGUUCUUCAUCACCACUACAAAGACACCCUGGUUAGACGGCAGACAUGUUGUUUUUGGAAAAGUUUUGGAAGGCAUGAGUGUAGUUCGCAAAAUAGAGAAACUGACGACAGGUGCCAACGACAAGCCCGUUAAAGAUGUGGUGAUUGCCAACACUGAGACCGAAGUUGUGGCUGAACCCUUCAGUGUCUCCAAAGAGAGUGCAAAAUAACACUAGUUAAAAAAAAGUUUCUAUCAUAGCAAUAAUAUGUAAGAA
This is a messenger RNA of Aricia agestis (brown argus), 831 nucleotides long. It is a transcript of the gene Ppib, whose product is annotated as peptidyl-prolyl cis-trans isomerase 6. Gene Ontology annotation, molecular function: peptidyl-prolyl cis-trans isomerase activity. Gene Ontology annotation, cellular component: intracellular membrane-bounded organelle. NCBI's taxonomy places the organism in Eukaryota, Metazoa, Arthropoda, Insecta, Lepidoptera, Lycaenidae. The transcript is spliced from 4 exons. The record is from RefSeq and is a predicted model, not a curated record. Gene Ontology annotation, biological process: protein peptidyl-prolyl isomerization; protein folding. Bases 169 to 786 code for a protein of 205 amino acids.